This is a messenger RNA of Sphaeramia orbicularis (orbiculate cardinalfish), 5579 nucleotides long. It is a transcript of the gene pde5ab, whose product is annotated as phosphodiesterase 5A, cGMP-specific, b. The record is from RefSeq and is a predicted model, not a curated record. Lineage: Eukaryota; Metazoa; Chordata; Actinopteri; Kurtiformes; Apogonidae. Gene Ontology annotation, molecular function: protein binding; 3',5'-cyclic-nucleotide phosphodiesterase activity. The transcript is spliced from 22 exons. Gene Ontology annotation, biological process: signal transduction. The coding region runs from base 214 to 2889 and encodes 891 amino acids.
UUUAGGAUCCGCGCGCACCGACGGACCUACCGAGGAGCGACCGGCCCGGAGCAGCGCUUCCCCGCACGGCUCCGUGUGCGUGUGUGCGUGUCUCUCUCCCCCUGUCUCUGUCCUAUCCGUUCGGUACCGGGGGUGGGGUGGGGGGGGUCUUCCGUGUAUAGAUGUAGGCAGCAACCUGAUCUCAGUGGGAGACUGUGUUGUCGCCUGUGCGCCAUGGAGGACUGCUGUUCCCCGGAAAGCGAAAGGAUGGAAGCGUGGCUGGACGACCACUUGGAGUUCACCCACUCCUACUUUAUCAGGAAGGCGUCAAGGGAGAUGGUGAAUGCCUGGUUCGCUGAGCGUGUCCACACCAUCCAGCCAUCUGCCUCCAAAGAAAAUCCUCCACAGCAGCGGACCCACCAGUCCUCCAUAGACUCUAACCCCCACUCUGCCUCCACCUCCACUAUCCUCCCACCCACCCUCAGUCUCCUGGACAACCGCUGCCCAUCCCCUGCCACGGUCCCCAGCCCGGCCCCUGGCACCCCAACUCGUAAAAUCUCAGCGUCAGAGUUUGACCGCCCACUCAGACCCAUUGUGGUGAAAGACUCAGAGGGCUCGCUCACAUUUCUUACUGACGCUGAUCGUGAAACUGUUCCUUUGCGGGGUCCGGUGAUGGGUGAGGGUGGUGUUAUUGGAGGAGGAGUAAGUGGGAGUAGUGGGGCAGGUAGUGGCAGUGGGGGUGACCGCUGUGCCAGGCUGCUGGAACUGGUGAAGGACGUUUCCAGUCAUCUGGAUGUGACAGCACUCUGCCACAAGAUUUUCCUCCACAUCAAUGAGCUAAUCGCCGCAGACCGCUACUCGCUGUUCCUGGUGGGCGAGGACAGCUCCAACAGGAAGUUCUUGGUCAGCCGCCUGUUCGACGUGGCUGAAGGGUCUACGCUGGAGGAAUCCUCCAGUAGCUGCAUCCGGCUGGAGUGGAACAAGGGCAUUGUGGGACAUGUAGCAGCCACAGGACAGCUGCUCAAUAUCAAGAACGCUUAUGAGGAUCCCAGGUUUAACGCAGAGGUCGACCAGAUCACUGGUUACAAAACCCAGAGUAUCCUUUGUCUGCCCAUCAAGAACCACAGAGACGAGGUGGUCGGGGUCGCUCAGGCGAUCAAUAAGAAAUGUGGGGAAGAUGGUGCAUUCACUGAACAGGAUGAAAAGGACUUCUCAGCCUAUUUGGCCUUUUCAGGCAUCGUCCUGCACAACGCUCAGCUCUAUGAGACGUCGCAGCUUGAAAACAGACGCAAUCAGGUGCUGUUGGACCUGGCCAGUCUGAUCUUUGAGGAGCAGCAGUGUCUGGAGGUUUUACUGAGGAAGAUUGCAGGAACCAUCCUGUCCUUCAUGCAGGCCCAGGCAUGCACUGUCUUCAUCGCUGAUGAAGACUCCAUGAAUUCUUUCUCCAGUGUCUUUCACAUGGAAUACGAGGAGCUGGGUGAUGUCCUCGAUGCUCCCAAAAGGGACUGUGAUGUCAAUCAGAUUAACUACAUGUAUGCUCAGUAUGUUAAAAACACCAUGCAGCCUCUCAACAUCACAGACGUCACCAAGGAUCAACGUUUCCCUUGGACAAGUGAAAACCCAGAUCACACCAACAACCAGAUAAAGAGUUUGCUCUGCACUCCUAUAAGGAACGGGAAAAAGGACAAAGUCAUAGGUGUGUGUCAGUUGGUGAAUAAGAUGGAUGAAGCAUCGGGCAGCGUGAAGGCCUUCAACAGGAAUGACGAGCAGUUCUUGGAGGCUUUCGCCAUCUUCUGCGGCCUCGGCAUUCAGAACACACAGAUGUACGAAACGGUGGAAAGGGCCAUGGCCAAACAGGAGGUCACUCUGGAGGUCCUGUCAUAUCACGCCUCGGCAGCAGAGGAAGAAUCGCGGGAACUCCAGGUAACCGUGAUAAAUACAGUUCCGUCGGCACAGUCAUUGCGUCUUCUGGACUUCAGCUUCAGUGACUUCGACUUAUCGGACACUGAGACCACGCAGGCGACCAUCCGCAUGUUUGUCGACCUCAACCUGGUCCAGAACUUCCAGAUGAAGUACACGAGUUUAUGCCAGUGGAUUCUGAGUGUGAAGAAGAACUACAGGAAGAAUGUGGCAUACCACAACUGGAGACAUGCUUUUAACACCGCCCAGUGCAUGUUUGCUCUCCUCAAGUCAGGACGCCUGCAGAAUAAUCUGAAUGAUCUGGAGGUCUUGGCUCUGAUGAUUGCAACUCUUUGCCAUGACCUGGACCACAGAGGAGUGAACAACUCCUACAUACAGAGGAGUGACCACCCACUGGCCCAGCUCUACUGCCAUUCCACCAUGGAGCAUCAUCACUUUGACCAGUGCCUCAUGAUCCUUAACAGCCCUGGAAACCAGAUCCUGAGCAGUCUCUCCCUGGAUGAGUACAAGACCACUCUGAAGAUGAUCGAGAGGGCUAUUCUGGCCACCGACCUUGCGCUGUACAUGAAGAGGCGAGGGGAGUUCUUUGAGCUCACCAAGAACAGCCAGUUUGUUUGGGAGGAUGAGCAUCACAGAGACUUGCUGAGGUCGAUGCUGAUGACCGCAUGUGACAUAUCAGCCAUCACCAAGCCCUGGCCGGUGCAAAAAAGGAUUGCGGAGCUGGUGGCCACAGAGUUUUUUGAACAGGGGGAUAAAGAGAGGGAAGAGCUGAACAUUGAGCCCAGUGACCUAAUGAAUCGUGAGAAAAGAGAUAAAAUUCCCAGCAUGCAGGUGUCCUUUAUUGAUGCCAUCUGCACUCAGCUGUAUGAGACCCUGGCUGGCAUGUCGGAGUAUUGCUCCCCAUUGUUGGAAGGAUGUCAGAAAAACCGGCAGCAUUGGAAGCACUUAGCAGAGGAGUGUGAGAAAGGAAUCGUCAAUGGCUUGGUGUGACCGCAUCAACAUUUUGGCAUCUACACCAACACCAUUUUCUUUUUUCUGUCCAGCCUGGUCUCACAAAAGUUCAUGAAAUUAGCAUGACAUCUAAAAACAGUGAACAAAAAAGGCUUUAUUUAACAUUAAAUUCAGGCUUAGAUUUUUAUGACACAAGGUUACCCAAACCUGAAAGACUAAAACUUUGACCUGGUCAUAUCUUCUGGAGUUCAUUUGUAACCUUUCUCUCAGACUACUUUAAAGUUGCCUCAUUGGAUCUGAUAUCAUAACUGACCCUUCGCCACAGUUCUGUUGGUGGUGUGUUGUUUUCAGCACUUAUCAAUGAGAUAUUCCGGAAAAAAAAAGUAGCAUUUUUGUAAUAAUAGUCCUGAAAUUUUAAAAGAGGGGACUAUAAAAUGCACUUGAGAGCGACACUGACAGUAUAAUUUGACAAAUAAGAACUCUGUUUGCUCGAAGUAAAAUGCUAAUGCUAGCUAUCUUAGCACUGAGUUGAAUUUUGAUUAAAGGUUGCUUACAUUUGCAGAUGUAUUUGGUAGUUCAGUCCUAUUUAAGGCUGAAUAAAUGUAUACCAAGUAAUAGAAACAUGAUCAGCUUUCCUAGUUAGCAUCUUAGUUGGGAGCAAACCAGUUUUAAGGCCUGCACAUACUUUGGACGAAGAGAGAAAUUAGUUCUUUUUUUUUUUCGAGGUGGCAGGAACAAGAACAACAUUAAUUCUGGCCGAUUUUAUACUAAACUAAGCACCAAACUCAUGGGAAGUCCAGUUUUCUGCAUUAACCACACCCACUUCCAUUUCUGACCAAUCACACAAUAGUUGUUGGACACCACACAAGAAAAAAGUUCUGCUCAGAUGACAUGUCGAGAAUAAACUGCAAGAACUCCCAAACCAAGAAUGACUUCAUUGUGUUCUCACUGCUCUAGUGGAGAACAAAUUUCUGUGUUCUUGCAGAGUUUGCACCGACCUUUAUAAAUUCCUGUUAAAUUGGGAAUAUACAUCUGAUAUUUUAGAAACAUUGUUCUUUCCUUUGAAGUAUCUCAUCUACAUCUGACUGAUCCUUUAGUUACUAUAAUGUCAUAAUGUACAGAUAAACUCCUGUCAUAAGUUCUCAGUCAUCCUCCAACUAAAAAACAGACAUUAUUUCUUAGUCUGUCUAUAUGUGUCCAAGUCAAUAAGGACAUUUUCAGUCUAGAUAGUAUUACAUGUAAGAUCUAGAGCUCUCCCACACUGUUUAAUCUGUACGUAUUUCCCUUCAGAGAUUAUAAAACACACCCUUCUGAACUUGCUGUCAGAUUUGCAGGUUGCAUAUGCACACUGCCUCAGCAUUUUCACUUGUUCGGAAAGCUUUGACGGGCCUCACAUUUGGACCUCAGGGCUCAGCGAAGGCUCAGUUUGAACCAUCAGAACUGUUUCUUGGUGUCAACAAUUAAGAAAUAAGUGAUCAAUACACUUAAAGGCAAAAAACUAUCAAAUAAAAUCAAACAGGUAGGAAACAAGCAGUCACCUUAAUUGAACAUGAGCUUAGUUUUGAGCCAGUUUCCCACCCUGAAAACCCCAGAAAGAUCCAAGUUCCAUAGUCCUUGUGUCCGAUGUCAUGCUCAUUUCUCCAACCUGUGAGACCCGUCUUCCUGUCAUCACUGUUCUUUCAUAGCUGUCACUCAACAGAGACAAUAACAAAGUCAGCACUAAGCUAUAUUUAUUACCAUAGCCAUUUUUAUUUUUGCACAGAGUGGCUUUCAUCCUGAAGUUCACAUCCACUAUCUCACACAGGUAGUGAAUUUUAGCGGGACACUGAAUGGUAACACAUGGAUUCCUCGUGCCCCAGGGAUCAGCGCCAUGACAGAGUGAGACAGAUCGUGUAUUUACUAUAUACUUUAAAUAGUGUCACCAUAUUCUUAAUAAGCUUGUUCAACGUCUUUGUUCACAGCGCACACACUACAAGGGUUUGAGUCUUUUGUAACAUUUUUCACUCAUUGUCUUAACUAUUGCAUAUUUAUUUUUGUUUUAUAUAUUUAUUAGAGUUUCUAUAUUGUAAGGUCAUUCUCUUGUCAAGAGCACACAGUUCUUUAUAUAGGAAAUGCAGUUUUCACCUGUUUUUUGAAGGACCUUUCCUAGGAACAACUCUUUAACGUGACAGUUGAAAUGUACUGUAUUGUUUGUUUUUCUUCACCAUGUAAAAGAGCCAAAGACUGGGCCUGUAAUUUCACAGAAAAUGGGUCUAGAUUUUUCCACUGCCUUGUUGUGAUAAAAAAAAAAAAGGACCAAUAUACGAUUAAAAGAAAACCCCUAAUUUAUUUGUCCACAUCUCUUUAACUUCCCCCCCUUUUUUACACCAUAUUUUUUAUAAAUUGAGUGAUGGAGUAAUAGUUGCUAGAAAACUGACCAAUUUGUCUUGUGAUUUAUUUAUGAUUUCACACAGGUAUCAGCGACAAGAAACAACUGAAAACAAAACAUUAAGAUGGAUCACAGUUGAGCUGCAACUAAUACUGUAAUACAAACUGGAUUUUGAGUUAAAUUUACAACAAAAAAACAAAAAAUCAAUUCACCUCCUGCAACGUCAGGUUUAAUUUCAGAGGCCUUUCAUGCAUCAUCAGUACAGUCCAUUCAUAUAUUUGCAUCAAUUCUUACCAUAAACUAAGGUUUUCUUUUCAAACACUUACUGCUGUUUAAAGGUUUUGUCAAACAAAGUAAAAGA